AUGCAGUCCUUCACCCCUAUGGGAAUUCCUAUGUAUAGGAACUUGGGAGGACCAGGCCGCUCCGAGAUAUAUUGUCAUCUAUGUGGAGUGAGCUUCAAUAUCGCUCGCAGCCGCAAGGCCGACGAGCCAGAUACUGCUGAAUGGGACUAUAAUGGAGAGCGCCUGCCAUACGAAAUCAACUGGGCGGAGUGUGCUGAACAAGGUUGUAGCUUUGCUGUUUUAACUGAAAGACUCAGCAGUAUAAAAAUAAAGUAUAAGCGUCGUGAUGAUCCCAAAUAUGUUCCCGAGGAAGAGACUAUGUACGAGCCUUACGAGUAUGACUCUGACUACGAGAGUGGCGAUAUUGAUGAUCCCCAGAACGACAACGGGGAAGAAAACCAUGAACAGGAUGUAGACCAUCAGUGGUAUAGUGAGUGGUGCUCAACAUUAUUGCCACUUACCCCCCCUAGAGAAGAACCUGUUCGCAUUACAGGCCCAGCCGAGAAGGAGCAUGUCAUCUCACCAGUGCCCGAGAACGGCGAAGUGCCCGAAAGCUCUAGAUGGGACCCGGUGGAGCAUAUUCCCGGUCCUACAUGCAGGCAGGUGAAUGCAUACAGUGGGCGAAGAAUCUCCCUCGAAGAAAUGAGAGGCUGCCGAGCCGUGCAGUGCCUUAUCAAUAAGAAAGCCGCUGCUGGAUGGGGCCCUGACGGAUUUGAUCAAGACUGGGAGCUCUCAGGGGACUAUUUCUUGUCUGGUGUCCGCGACGGAAUGCCAUCACGCGGGGGCGGCUCUCCGAGGCUCUUUCCAUCGAGAGGAGGAGUGACGAAGCCGCUAGUUGAAAAUAUAAACCCUCAUGAUUAUGAUACAGGCCCAGACCUCUAUGGCAUGCCUUUCCAUCCCCGGUGCUUCGACAUUUAUUCUCAGUUUUCAUAUGAGGAAUUCCCCAUGUUUCCUCGUGUGGGCGACGUUACAGACGCCCAGCAGGAACUCUGGUUUCACACGGUCGGGCAUGAAUACCUGGCUGCGAAUCCAGACUAUAUCCCAAAGCUACCUGCUAUUCUCCUAGCCACAAUCAAAGAGGAUGAAAAUUUCAGCCCACACAAUGGUGCAUUCGAUUUGUCUCAAGUGACCGAACGCCAUGCCAUAUCGGUCGUGCCGGUGCAAGACUCGACCGAUCCGUUCUUAUCAUGGCCGUAUGAUAUACAACUCAUGAUGGUUGAUUUUCUUAGAUCUCGUGAUAUAGCGAGUCUGAGACUUGCUUCGAGAGUGUUCCGACAACUCCCGGUAUCCCUAUGGUAUCGUCUGCUCCGCGAAGAACUGCCCUGGCUGUGGGAAACGUGGGAUGAAAAUGAAUGUGACCACACACCUUCGAUCUGGACGACGAUCACUGCGAACGAUAUCAAGGAGACUUUUAGCACACGGGAGCUCUACAAUGAAGUACUCGAAGAAGAGUAUGAUAAAGGCGAGCUCGAUCCGGUGGUCUUCGAUAUCAUGGCUCCUCCUUGGUCUCCAACGGUACCGCACCAAAUAAAAUUGCCGAGAGGAAAGACAAAUUGGUAUGAAGUUUACUCUGCGAUUACGCGGAAUUGGGAUGAGCUCAAAGGCUUGAAAAAUCGCCGGCGAAUUUGGAAGGACGUUGAAGAGAUUAUUCGACACGUCAAAAAGUAUCAGGGGUGA
Molecule: messenger RNA, 1656 nt
Organism: Aspergillus caelatus
Lineage: Eukaryota; Fungi; Ascomycota; Eurotiomycetes; Eurotiales; Aspergillaceae
Exons: 4
Coding region: 1-1656 (551 amino acids)
Molecular function (GO): protein binding
Source: RefSeq, a predicted model, not a curated record